GGCUGCGAUGUCCCCCGUCCUUCGCUUCUAUGUCCGCCCCUCUGGCCACGAGGGUGCAGCCUCCGGACACAUUCGAAGGAAGCUGCAAGAGAAGCUGCCAGACCUGCGGGAGGUGGAGAUGGAGCUGUGCUACAAUGUGAACUGGACAGCUGAAUCCCUCCCAAGCCCCGAGGAGAUGAAGAAGCUGGAGUGGCUGUUUGGCUGCCCUUUGUUACCGGAUGAUGUUGCUCAAGUGUCCUGGCUUGUUCCCCACCCUGACGACCUGGUGCUUGAGGUCGGGCCCAGGUGA
Molecule: messenger RNA, 289 nt
Organism: Echinops telfairi (small Madagascar hedgehog)
Lineage: Eukaryota; Metazoa; Chordata; Mammalia; Afrosoricida; Tenrecidae
Product: phosphoribosylformylglycinamidine synthase-like
Exons: 2
Coding region: 8-289 (93 amino acids)
Source: RefSeq, a predicted model, not a curated record